UGUUUGAGUAGUCAACAAUGAUGGCAACUUCCUUGAAGCAGGCUGUCGAUAAGAACCUGGAGUGUCCUGUCUGCCUGAGCUUCUUCAAGGACCCCAAGAUCCUGACCUGCUCCCAUACCUUCUGCAAGGGCUGUCUUGAGACUCUCCUAGAGUCUCAUCGGAAGCUGUUGUGUCCUACGUGCAGGAAGGAGACUUCGGUUCCCGGUGGAGACGUAGGUAGAUUGCAAUCAAACAUAACAGUCAGAUCACUUGUUGAAGAUGUGGAGACCCAGGGCCAUUCCAACUAUAAUCAAGAAGACAAAUGUAAAAAACAUCCGAACGAAGAUGAAGACUGUUUUUGUCUUAACUGUAAAAAGUAUGUCUGCUGCAAGUGUGCCAUAUCAGAGCAUGCAAAGGACGCUCACACUAUCCUGGAAGCAGGCGCCCAUGAAAAGAAUAACAUCGAGGAACUUGCAUCUAAAGCGAAUGCAAAGAUACGCAACGUUGACAACUAUGUUACAUUCGUUGUAGACAAGCGUAAAAGGGUGCAUAACGUACAUGAACAACUCAAUGAUGAAAUAGAUGAUACGUAUGAGGAAUCAGUUCAGAAGUUAAAGAAAAUAAGGACGGUGUUGAAAAAUGAAGUCGGACAAAAGCUAGGUAAACUUGAGAGUUCAUGGGAGACAUGGAGGAGUCAGACAGAGGCUCUGACCUCACAUAAAGCGAAGUGCCAAACGCUGGAAGAUCUUCUAAGCCGGAUUGAGCCCGAUGAGAAGCUGCCCAGAAGAACUGCUGAGGAAGGUGAAAGAGUUGGCUUCAGGAGUCUGGGAUCGGAUGGACUCCAAAUGGGCCAGUUAAGACAAAAGAAGUCCAAAUGGGUUCUGCGCAUGCACGGGAGACCUCCUCCCUGA
This is a messenger RNA of Strongylocentrotus purpuratus (purple sea urchin), 890 nucleotides long. Its product is annotated as tripartite motif containing 13-like. The record is from RefSeq and is a predicted model, not a curated record. Gene Ontology annotation, cellular component: nucleoplasm; chromatin. Gene Ontology annotation, molecular function: ubiquitin-protein transferase activity; zinc ion binding. The transcript is spliced from 2 exons. Gene Ontology annotation, biological process: positive regulation of DNA-templated transcription. Lineage: Eukaryota; Metazoa; Echinodermata; Echinoidea; Camarodonta; Strongylocentrotidae. The coding region runs from base 18 to 890 and encodes 290 amino acids.